UGCCUUGUCUUACAAGAAACUAGAUUUUUGUCUCGGGGUGAAUCUACGAUCUGAUCUCCGAGCACAGACAAAUUAACAGAGACAUGGGAGGUGCAGUGACGAAAUCUGAAACUCUGCAAAAAGAAUGGGUUCCAGAGACAAAGUUGGAGGCUAAGAUCAUAGAAGCCGUGCAACGCAGGGCAUCGAGAGGCACCACAAUGAAAUCUUUCAACAGUAUUGUUCUCAAGUUCCCAAAGAUCGAUGAUGGUCUUCGAAACUGCAAAGCCAUUUUCCAAGAAUUCGAUGAGGAUUCAAACGGGUCAAUAGAUCACACAGAGCUAAAGAAUUGUAUCAGGAAGCUAGAGAUCUCAUUCGAUGAAGAAGAGAUAAAUGAUUUGUUCAAGGCUUGUGAUAUUAACGAGGAUAUGGGAAUUACAUUUACAGAGUUCAUUGUUCUUCUGUGCCUAGUCUAUCUUCUUAAGGACGAUUCAUCCACUCUCCAAAAGAAAUGGACGAUGGGAAUGCCGAAGCUGGAACCGACAUUCGAGACUCUUGUGGACACAUUUGUGUUCCUGGACGAGAACAAGGAUGGGUACGUUAGCCGCGAGGAGAUGGUCCGAGCCAUUGAUGAAUCUGGAGAACGAUCCUCCGGGCGGAUUGCAAUGAAGAGAUUUGAGGAAAUGGACUGGGACAAGAACGGAAUGGUGAACUUCAAAGAGUUUCUGUUUGCAUUUACGCAGUGGGUUGGGAUAGAUGAGAAUGAAGACGAAGAAGACAACAAUGAGAAGGCUUGAAUGUUAUGAGUUUCUAAGUCUAUAUAUAUGUUUUGUGUUUGCAGAAUGUAGUAGUAUCAAAACUCAAAAGAUAUUAGUUAAUGUUUAUGUUAACGCAAACAGAAUAAUUCAUACCAAACACAAAACCAUGAUGUUUUACCCAAAAACUGGCUUUAAGCAACAAAGUGCAACAAAGCUU
This is a messenger RNA of Arabidopsis arenosa, 951 nucleotides long. The record is from the annotation of a GenBank genome assembly. Lineage: Eukaryota; Viridiplantae; Streptophyta; Magnoliopsida; Brassicales; Brassicaceae.